AUGAAGGUAGUAGGCCUGCUCAGCGGUGGAAAGGACUCAUGCUACAACCUCAUCCACUGUGUUCAGCAAGGACACGAGCUCGUAGCCCUAGCCACCUUGGCCCCACCCGGAUCCAAGGACGAGCUCGACUCGUACAUGUACCAGACCGUCGGGCACGAUGCCGUGCAUCUCGUGGCCAAAGCGAUGCAGCUCCCACUCUAUCGACGAGAGAUCAGUGGGACAGCCAUCAACCAGCGCUCCGAGUACGGCUCCCGCACAGCAGCAGCAGCAGCGGCAGCAUGCUCGAGCUCCUCCUCCUCUUCUUCCACCCCUGGCACUUCACAGAAAGACGAGACGGAAGACCUCUACCACCUGCUCAUGGACGUCAAGGUGGCCCAUCCGGACGUCGAGGCUGUGUCCGUCGGCGCGAUCCUGUCCAACUACCAGCGCGUGCGUGUCGAGCACGUCGCCCUGCGCCCCGACGUCAACCUCGUACCGCUCACUUUCCUUUGGCAGCGCUCGCAGUCCGAGCUGUACGCAGAGAUGCUCGAUGCCGGCCUCGUGUCGAUCCUCAUCAAGGUCGCAGGAAUUGGGCUGGACGAGCGCGAUCUGGGGAAGACUCUGGGCCAGAUGCAGGGAAAGCUCGAGAGGCUCUCGGCCAUGUACGGCGCGCAUGUGUGCGGCGAGGGUGGAGAGUACGAAACGCUGACGAUCGACUCGCCGUUGUUCAAGAAGCGGAUCGAGGUUGGGGAGACAGAGACGGUAGUGCAUUCCGAUAGUGGGUUUGGCAGUGUGAGCUAUUUGCGCUUGAGGAAUGCUAAGCUGGUGGACAAAGGUCGGGAGCAGGAGCGCGAGGGGUGCGCAAGGACGCCUCCGCUGCUGGAUGGUCUGGGGAGGAGGACGUUGAAAGCCGUGCAAAGCGGAGCGGGGACAGCGAAGGGAGAAGCAGACUUGUCAGAAGGUGUCAACAGCUUGCAAAUCGACUAUGCUAGCGUCGGAUUCCCGGUCCCAUCGAUACGCCGCAAAGGACGCUACCUCGUCCUCUCCAACAUCACGGGCCUCUCUCCCUCGUCCUCUGCAACAACACCCGAAGACCAAGUCCGAAACGCCUUCGACACAAUCCAGCACCUCCUCUCCACAACCAGCAACCUAGGCCUGGAACACAUCUUACACAUCAACCUCUUCCUGCGCACGCAAACGCUCUUCACGCGCAUCAACGCUGUUUACCGGACGCUCUUUGGCGUCUCGCCACCCACUCGCGCCUGCGUUGCCCUCGCCUCCCUCCCUCCGCACUGCGACCUCGUCCUCAAUGCGGUUGCCUUCGACGACACGUCCAGCACCCCGUGGUUUGACAGGCGCGCCCUCCACGUGCAGGGGCGCUCGUUCUGGGCGCCCGCCAACAUUGGGCCGUACUCGCAGAGCUUGGUGCAGGCGCAAAAGUGUUGGAUUGCCGGGCAGAUCGGGCUGAGUCCGCCGGAUCUGGUGUUACCGCAGGAGGAGGCGGUGCAGGCGGCGUUGAGUGUGCAGCAUGCGAGGAGGAUUUGGACCGCGACGAUGAACGACAUGGGCGGGAGGGCUGUGGAGAAGGGGUGGGUCGAGGGUGGGGUGUGUUGGGUAGACCGGGUGGAGUCGGUGGGGAUUGCGAGGCUGGCGUGGAUGUGUCAGAGUGGUGGACUGGAGGGGAACGACGAGGAGGAAGAGGGGGAGGGAGAGGAGGAGAAUUGGCUAGGCCAGACGAAUUCAGAUGGGACCACGCUGCCGCCGAUGCUGUUCGUCGUGCUCCCCAAUGGUCAUCUGCCGAGAAGCGCAGCUAUCGAGUGGCAGGUCACCGCACACACCGGUCGAGUCCCUCCACCCAUUACCGCCGAAACACAUGCCACUAGCCAAGCCGACGACGAUGGCGGCGACGACGCCAUCGAACCCGACAGCGACGCAUCCGACGUUCGCGUCCACCGCUUCUCUACCACCAUCACGCCGUUCGAACUCGUACACACCUUCACCACCUCGCCCUCCGCCUCGAGCGCAUUCGGCAUCCUCACGCUGCGUCGUCUCCCUUCGCCCACGGAAGCAGACGCCGAGUCCAAAGGCGCCUUCGCAGAGUCAAUCCGCACGUGCGUCGACACCUCGUACGCAACACAACUGUUUCAUCCUGCUACGACAAGGGACACGGAGGCACUCACGGUGCUCAAGCGGCUGUUCGCAACGGCGUCCGAAUCGCUGCUCGAUCAGUCGCAGGUGGUGACCUGUUCCAGCGUUCACACCCUCACAGAUGAUUCAACAACUGCACAGGUUGAGCUAGCUCUUGCUUGGCAUGGCAUCUAA
Molecule: messenger RNA, 2301 nt
Organism: Sporisorium graminicola
Lineage: Eukaryota; Fungi; Basidiomycota; Ustilaginomycetes; Ustilaginales; Ustilaginaceae
Exons: 1
Coding region: 1-2301 (766 amino acids)
Biological process (GO): protein histidyl modification to diphthamide
Molecular function (GO): diphthine-ammonia ligase activity
Source: RefSeq, a predicted model, not a curated record